Messenger RNA from Tetranychus urticae (two-spotted spider mite), 1293 nucleotides. NCBI's taxonomy places the organism in Eukaryota, Metazoa, Arthropoda, Arachnida, Trombidiformes, Tetranychidae. The record is from RefSeq and is a predicted model, not a curated record.
UUUCUUCUCUUUCUCCUUCUCUUUCUUUUUAUUUCUCUCUUUCUUUUUUCUCUUUCUUUUUCUCUUUCUCCCUUAAUUGGUGUGCCAGAGUAGUGGGCCAAAGUGGGCUGCUUCUAUACUACUUAUAUUGUUUUACGCAACAUUUUGCUAUUAAGCACGAAGACUAAAUUGGAAAUGUGUUUCCAGCUUAUCUAUUUAAGCAGUCUGAGCAGCCUACUAAUUUGGUUUUGCAGGCUACGUUCAAAAAAGUGGCAAUACAUUGAAUUGAUCGAAAUAUUUGAAAACCAAACUGGAUGCAAUCUCGAAAACUCGAAAGUUUAUCAUCACUUUACUUCAAUUCGCAACAUUUUUUCAUUUUUUCUUACUUCUGUCAUGCUUUUUUACGGCUUUGUAGAUAUAUAUAAUCCUAUCAUGACUUUCAAAAAAUCGAACGACUAUAUUCAACUUGGCCAAAAUUUGCUGCUAGGUUUGAUGAGUUCACUUAACAUAUUGUGUUUCCAGUUAUACAACCAAUUCCUAGUCGAAUCUUGCCUUCACAUUCAUGCGUGCUGGUUCACUGUCAAUGAACACAUUCGUUCACUAAACAUUGAGAGUCCAAUUUUGAAUAUCUAUAGAGUUCGUGAAGUUCGUUCAAUGUACAGCAUCGCUGCUGAUAUCACAGAAAAAAUGGAUUCAUUUCUAAGAAUACCGAUUUUCAAUGCUUACAACUAUCUUAUCAUCUCAUGUUUUGAUAACAUUGUCCAAGUUUGGACUGUACCGACGGUAUAUAGAAUUAUUCACAUUUUAUUUCAGCUUGCAAUCUUGGCACUCAUCACUUACAACACGAUUUAUAUUCAUUAUCUUUCAAAUGAAUGUUUCCAUGAUGUCUAUCAAAUUUCAUAUAAAGUGCGUUCGUUUGCAUGUAAUAAUGAGGUUCAACUAUUUCUUGAUCGUAUUUCACAAUCUAAUAUUGGCUUUUCAUUUCUGAAAAUUUCACUAAUUACACCGACUUUUUUCACGUCAUGGACUUCGGCCUUACUAACUUUUGUAUUGUCCCUGCCAUCAUUGUUGUAGCAACGUUUUUUAAGCAUAAAUAUGCAUCGAAUUAGCAUGUAACACCUGUCUUCAUGACAUCACAAAACAAUCGCAGCUCUCGUAUCAUUGGCUUCUUUCACUUUUAAUUUUGGUCACUGACACUUUUAUGUUGAGUAUUAUGAUAAUAACGACCCACUUAGCAUUCAACUUGGGACAAACCUGGCUUGAUUGCGAAUCUGUCAAAUAGUAUAUUAUUCUUGUAAACAAAUCUAUUCUUGA